UCCACGUCUCUCUUGGAACAAAUCCGAUCUGGUUACCUUUGUCGUUCCAAGGUAUUCAUCACGAACGUGUGGUCUAGUUCGAAAGUUCAUUAAACAACAUGUUUUACAGUCCAAUAAGUACUUUUUUUCGUAAACCACUUAUUCACAAGUUGACUUUUGGUAUAGCGUACGGUACCAGUAAGAGAAUCGAUGACAAUGCUUUGCAUCACAAUAUUUUUCACAUAACAUACCGUACCCCAAGAAUCGAUCGCAAGUGUAGCGUCGCAUUUGUGCUCUCCGCCGUGGCAUUAUCAUGAAAAGCAUGCACACAGAACACAGAGCCAACAGAACAAAACCUUAGACGAGAGCGACCGGAGCAGCCGAGUGGAGCGGUGCGGAGCCGGCAAAACAGUACCUUCGUGGGGGAAACAACUGCAACAAGGAAGCAUAGCAUGACCCCGAUCUUUUCGCUGGUGGACAUGGAACACCACCGGCGGUUCCGGUCCGGCAGCAGCGGGGACAGCCGGUGGGCCACCGCCGGCCAACGCUCCCCGGAAGACGACAGGGUCUCCUUCGAGGACGCCCUGUCGAAGCUCCGGGACUCGCGGCACUCGCCCACCACCGGAGGCAGCGCAGCGCCGGAAGGACACAAACCCAAGGCCAAACCCAAGGCCAAACCCAAAGCCAAGGCACGAGCCGGAAACGAACCCACCCGAAGCCGGCGGCAGCUGCAGCGGGAGAGGCCGCUGCCCGCCACCGAUGGGCUGCUGCCGCACCCACGCCCGAUCCGGAACCCCAGAAAACCGUCCUCUUCCAAGCAGAAGCGCAAGCCACGCGCCCGCCUGUCGCCUCCUCCCCCUCCCCCGCCGCCCCUUUCGGUGUCCUCGAGCUCGGACACGGCGUCGAGCUCGAGCGAGCGAAGCUCGCACUCGUCCGAGAGCCAAAGCAGAGCCACCGCCGGUGGCGUAAAAAGAAGCAGCAAAAGCAAAAGCAACAGCAACAGCAAUAGCAACAGCAACAAUAGCAGCAGCCGGUCCGGUUCCGGCAAGCGGGGGCAGACGCGGGCGCGGGCUUUAGCCUCGUCGUGCCGGAGCCGCCUCCGGCCUAAGCAGAGACGGGGAAGGCGCAAGACGAUCCGCUGGGACAAGAGCGUAGGGAUCAGGGUGGUGCGCGGUCUGGAAAACUACAGCCUACAAGAGAUCAAGGACACCUGGUACUCGCCGGACGAAUACGCCCUCAUGGAAGACGAGUGCGAGCUCACCAGCGAACACAUGGACGAACUGUACGAGCUCGAUCUGCUUGAUUUCCAAGCAACGAGAAAUACGGAUAGAGGAGACACAGCGGCAACAACAACAACAACAACAUAUACAACAGCAGCAGGAUCGGUUCCCGGAAGGGAAAGGCGCCGGUUGCCCGAUGGGUUGAGCGAGCGGGGACUGGAAUCCUGGACCCUACGGGGAGAGGCGCUGAAAGAAGCCCGCGUCCAGCUCAUCGUCGACACGGUAUGGAAGUCGCAGGUGCACGCGUGGACGCUUCUCGGGGGGACCCCCGGCUCUCCCCCCGGGAGGAGGUUCGAGAGGACUUCCACCGAYGGCAGGAUCCACGACGAGUGCUGGGAGUACCUGCGGCGGAAAUCGAUCCGGAUCUCGGCCCUUUCCCGCGCCAUGGCCCGGCGGCUCGCAGCGAGCGACGAGGAGGAUGUCCGUUCCUACCUGGACCMAAUCCGGGUCCUGGAGGAGGCGAGGAAGAAGCGGGCCGGGGGUUCGGUACAUCCCCCGGUGGCCCCUGGCAGGCCAUCGAUCCUCAGACCACCGAAACCGGUGGUGCUCGACCCCAUCGAUCCCUCCGACUCGGCACGGGAGUCCUUCUCCCGCGUGUCCGUUCCCRCAAGGGAUCCAAGGGCCGAACCGGGGGAAGCCUAUCGGUCCACGGCCGGUGGCAGCGGAAGCCCGGACUCCUUUGGCAGGGGCACCGCUUCCUCCGGUUCGGAGGCCACAACAAUGGCGAGCGACGUCAAUCCCCGGAGGCCCCAGCGGUUCGAGUCGCCCUCCACACCRCCGCGUUCCAGGCUCGUCGGCGGGAUCGGCAUCGGCGACGACCUGCCCGUUCCCUUUGCAUCCGAUGACACRGGGGRAACGKACGGCACCGCGGUGGCACGCACACGCGAGUCACCCAAGGACGCGUCGCUGGGCAGCGCUCCCGGGAGAUGCAGGGGCCAUCGGCUUUGAGCAGAACGAAGAUUCCCGUGUCGCCSKUGGAAAGCUCGCCGCACACAAAAUGGACCGCGGCCUUCUAGGAAUCAACCGCCAUCCCCAUCUCAGUCCACCGGGAGGGGAAGKGUCCGAAUUGCCCAAUCGGAACACSCGCCUUCMUUGUAAAUCGAUAGCUAUGUAAUGUUAU
Messenger RNA from Pseudo-nitzschia multistriata, 2379 nucleotides. NCBI's taxonomy places the organism in Eukaryota, Bacillariophyta, Bacillariophyceae, Bacillariales, Bacillariaceae. The record is from the annotation of a GenBank genome assembly.